AUGGAAGAAGCAUUAUGUCCUAAAAUCGGCAUCGAGUUUCAGUCAGAAGAUAAGGCAUACAACUUCUACAAUAGGUACGGAUUAGUUGUUGGGUUCAGUGUUCGGAAAGAUUAUUUGAACAAGGAUAAAGACAGUGUAGUUACAUCGAGAAGGUACACAUGUUGCAAAGAAGGAAUAUCCUUGAAACAAUCCCAUGAACUCAUGGGAAAAGAGGCAGGUGGAUUAGGCAAUAUUGACUACACUCAUGAUGACUUAAAACGCUAUCUACGAACAAAAAGAGAGAGGGGAUUAAAGUAUGAUGAAACUGGUGCAAUGCUACGAUACUUUGAAGAACAAAAAUUAGAAAAUCCGUCAUUCUUCCACGCAGAGCAGCUUGAUUGUGAAGAACAAAUUACAAAUAUAUUUUGGGCUGAUGCAUCAAUGCUGAUGGAUUAUACCUAUUUUGGGGAUGUGGUUACAUUUGAUACCACAUACAAAACUAACAAGGAGUACAGACCAUUGGGCGUAUUUGUGGGAUUCAAUCAAUUUAGACAAUUGGUUAUUUUUGGAGCAACUCUAUUGUAUGAUGAGACCAUUGAAUCAUUCAAGUGGUGUUCGAAAGGAAUCCUAUGCUCACAUGCUUUGAAGGUGUAUGAUAUGGUUGGAACAAAGUUUAUUCCUGAUCAAUAUGUGACAAAGAGGUGGACAAAGAAGGCAAGAUCCGGAGGCAGCGUCGAUUGCAAGGGUAGAGAAAUAUCAUCAGAUCUGUCUCUCUCUAUUUCCCAUCGAUAUAGGCUAUUAGCACCCGAAAUAGUAAGACUUGCUACCAGAGCUGCCAUGUCAGAAGCCGCUACAAAGUUAGUCGGUAGCGUAAUGUCUGAAUUGUCAAAGAGAGUCGAAAUACUAUUUUGUGGAGAAAUAGAUGAAAUAACACAGAAUAGUGCAUCAAUGGAUCUAUGUAAGGAAAUACAGGUGCAGAAUGCAGCUGGCCACUUUGUGACUCCAACGGGUUUGAAGAAACGAAGUGGCAAAAAAACUAAGAAAGUAUUGUGUAGUUGGGUGGACAGGUUUCAUAGGCAAAGAAGAACUCUAGAUUGUCUAAGGCAAGCACUCCUGAGAUGGUUAGUACUGAAUCUUAUUUUUGGACUUACAUAA
This is a messenger RNA of Coffea arabica (coffee), 1134 nucleotides long. The record is from RefSeq and is a predicted model, not a curated record. NCBI's taxonomy places the organism in Eukaryota, Viridiplantae, Streptophyta, Magnoliopsida, Gentianales, Rubiaceae.